This is a messenger RNA of Drosophila kikkawai, 1589 nucleotides long. RefSeq names its product persephone (gene psh). Lineage: Eukaryota; Metazoa; Arthropoda; Insecta; Diptera; Drosophilidae. The record is from RefSeq and is a predicted model, not a curated record. Gene Ontology annotation, biological process: proteolysis. Gene Ontology annotation, molecular function: serine-type endopeptidase activity.
AUGCGUUACCGAGCGGUCAGAUUCUGGUGCCGUGAUUAGUGCCAUAACAAACCGAACAGUUUGCAUACUCUACACUCCGCCACUGGGCACCGGUUUAGCAGCUCCUCCGCCUCGUGCUCCGCCAGCUUGUUUUCCAAUACCCAUAUUCAAAUUAGCGAUACGUCGUAGCCCGUUAUCAAGGGGGCUGCCAGAGUAUUAUAGUGAAAGCCUUCUGAUCCCUGAUCACUUUCUUGAUCACCUCCUUGAGUUGUUUUGAGGAUGCUGCCUUUUAGCAGGAAAAGUCUGCUCUUCAUCUUGAUUACCGUCUCUGCCAUUGUGAGCUCCGUUUGGGGUGACUUAAAAGUGGGUGAAGCCUGCAAUGUGACCAGUAGUUUACUUGGAAUCUGCCGCACUAGCAAUGACUGCGAGCCUAUGAUCGAUGGCUACAUCAAGUCGGGCGCUUUGAGAAUCGAGGAUGUGCCUAGCUGUGGCCUCACCUCCAGGGAAGAGAUCAUCUGCUGCCCCACCAGACCCUGUUGUGCCACUGGAGCACCCACCAUAGCCAGCAGCACCACCACUACCCCUUUGACAGCUACGAAAAGAACGAGUUCUCGUGUGGAUGUGCCCGAUGAGGACCGCCCAGCUGUGGCUGCCUGCAAAAAGAUGCAGGAGGAGUACCGCUUGAGAAAAACAGGCCACAACCGCCUGGUCAUCCAUAUUGUGGACGGCGUGCCCGUGGGUUCCGGCGUGUAUCCCCAUAUGGCGGCCAUUGCCUAUGUGACCUUUGAUCAUUUUGAGUUCCGCUGCGGUGGUUCACUUAUCUCCAAGCGCUUUGUCCUUACCGCCGCCCACUGUGUGUACACGGACAGCCUUAUGCCGGCCUUUGUGCGCCUGGGAACGAUAAAUGUAGAAGUGCCGGACAAGGACUAUGUGGAUGUCAAUGUGCGAAAUGUCACCAUUCAUCCAAACUAUGUGGGCAACAUCAAGUACAAUGAUGUGGCCGUCUUGGAGCUGGCCAACGAGGUCAUCGAGAACGACAACAUACGUCCCGCCUGUCUGCACACGGAUCCCAGGGAUCCGCCUUUGGACUCCAAGUUAUUUGUUGCCGGCUGGGGUGUACUCAAUGUGACCACCCGCGCUCUAUCCAAGAUCCUCUUGCGAGCUGCCCUGGAGCUGGUGCCUCUGGCCCAGUGCAAUGAAUCCUAUUCGGAGCAGCCAGGUGCUGUUCGGAAUCUCAAGGAGGGUGUCAUUGGUUCACUGAUGUGUGCGGCGGACAAGAAGCAGCAGGCGGAUGCCUGCAAGGGUGACUCCGGGGGUCCACUCAUUCGCGAGGAGAACAUCGAGGAAGGAAUCUACACCAUUGUGGGUAUAAUCAACUCGGGCUUUGGAUGUGCCACCAAGACGCCGGGUCUCUACACGCGCGUGGCCUCCUUCCUGGACUUUAUCGAACGGAUCGUCUGGCCGGAUAACCAGCUUCUGUAAUGGAGCUGGUCAGGCGGUUAGGGUUCAAGGACCUUAGUUCAUCACCAAAAACAAUUGGCAUCCACAAAUCUGUGAUUUCUCACCUAUCAAUCGGUCAAAUUGAAAUAAAACUCGUUGCGUUAAGUUAA